GUAUUUGUAAAAGUGCCUUUUUCCCCUGCAAAUUUAGUUAUUUGGAAACAGUCAGUCAGAACUUAUAGAGAAAAUCCUGAUAAAAUGGCACGAGUAGUAAAAAUGGUUAUAAAAACUCAAAAUCCUGACUGGGACGACAUACAAAUGGUAUCAGAUACUUUGAUGGAUUCUACUGAGAAAGAGAUGGUACUUAAGGCAGCCAAAGAGAGAGCAAGAGAGGAUAUCAGAAAUGGGCUAGUAACAGGGAAUUUAGAUGCGAAUUUCCCAAUUGAGGAUCCAAAUUGGGACCCUAAUUUAUUUUGCGAUAUAUUAGGGAAAUUAGGGAAAUAUCAAGAGUGGAUCCAAACAGGAGUUCAGAACGCUGUGCCCAAAACUAUAAAUUGGUCCAAACUAUAUGAGGUUCGACAGGAAAAGAAGGAAUCUCCCACCGUGUUUUUGGAGAGGCUUAAGGAGAUAGCAAGGAAAUAUACAGAUCUCCAAAUAAACACAGAACAAGCAAAGGUUCAGCUUGCUCUCAUAUUCUUGGGCCAAUCACAGGACAACAUUUGUAGAAAAUUGCAAAAAUUAGAAGGGGAAGAACAAAGGAAUUUGGAUAAGCUACUUGAGGUUGCUUGGAAGGUAUAUAACAAUCGUGAAAAAGAAGCUAGUAAAACGCAGCAGCAGAAUCUAUUGGCAGUAAUACAAGGAGAAGGGAACCCAAAUUUCAGGGGACAUAACAGGAAUAUUCGAGGAAGGAGACCAGUCACGCAAAGGUUAAGCUUGAAUCAAUGUGCAUAUUGCAAGCAGGAGGGCCAUUGAAAGCAAAACUGUCCAGACUUGAAUAACUGGUUUCACCAGGACAAUCAGUUCCAAUAGGUUACCAAGGAGAUGGUCCUGGGGGAGUAUACCAGCUGACUAGACAUAGAACCAGUAAAACAAGUUAAGGAACCUGUUGUAAAUAUACAGUUAGGGCAUAAAGAGGUCAGAUUUCUAAUAGAUAUGCGAGCUACUUUUUCUGUAUUGAAUGAUUUGCAAGGACAAACUGGGGACAAGGAAACAAUAGUCAGAGGUACAGGGAAAGAGGAAAAAUGGCCAUUCUUGCAACCCCUAGAUUUUGUGUUUUGGAAACAAGGUUAUAACACACGAAUUCCUAUACGUAUCUAUUACAGCGACCUGAUGAGGGUCUUCAGGGUGAGAGAGAGACGAGAAUCUUGGUUCAUGAUCAGAAGGCUGGAUUUAUUGAUAUAUGAUACAUAAUGCAUUACGACUAUGCUAAAAGGAAUGGAGAGACAAGUUGCAGAGGCUUGCUAAGCUAAGAAUAGAAUGGAAUCUAAAAACAAGAGAGUUCUCUGUCACUGUGUUCCAGAGAGCUUGCCCUGUGAUUGGCCCUUAAUUGUAACAUAGAACAUGAGCCAACCACAGGGGCAACCUGCUACAUUUCACAGCAGCCAAUAACAAUUAUUUACAUUCUUCUCCUGGGGCCUCAGCUUCCCAGAAGAUGAACAAAUCCCAAAGAAAGGAUUUCUGUGAAAAAAUGUCUGACAUCUGACCUUUCCAAAUUAUAUAAAUUAAAAGAAAAAUGCUGAUGUGAAAUGAACAGGAAAUUUCUUCACCUGUAAAAUAUACAAUACUAACAAAUCACUAAAACAAUCCUACAAUCUAAGAAAAUGCAAAAAACAAUGCAAAGAAAAUUCAAGUCCAAGCAGCUGAGUUUCAGGAACAAUCCAUGAGCUGAAGUUGUUCCUUUUGGACAUAUCUGAGAGUCCUUUUUGGUCCUGAAACAGACUUGCUGCAAAAAGUCCAUCAAUAGUUAUCAAAAGCUAUUGACAGUCUUACAACAAUUUCAAACAAUUUCAAACAAUUUGAACAAUUUUUGGAAUGUCCUUUUCUGGCCCUUCAAUUGCUUCACUGCUUCAGAGCUGCUGCCUGCUAUUUUCAAUCUUUUUUAUUUAAUUUAAAUUUUUUUUGUUUUUGAUUGAAAAGAGCAGCAGCAGAGCAGAGCAGUGCCAGAAAAGGAAAGGCCCUGGGGACCCUGGCCCAUGAUGGACCAGGAAUCCCCAAAACUGGCCCACAAAGUGGGGCCAGGACCAGUAGGAGAAACCACAACCCCCAGAAGCAUCAGGAGGCCAAGUGAUGGCCCUGGCCCAAACCCAUGAUACAGGCUCUGCAUUCCCACAGGCCUGCACCCCACUGCCAGUACAAUGGCAGCACGGGUGGUGACACACUUCCUUUCCCCAAAACCACUGAGGCAUGCCAGCAGCAGGGAAAUAGAGGCCUUCCCCAGAAAUCCCAUCUGGGGUCUGGAGGUGUUUGUUUCCCACAGCAAACCAGCCAUGGUCUCCUCCAUCUUUGCCCUCUCCCUCUGCAAUACAAAUGCAUCAGGUGUAUCUCCCAUCUGCCCCAUGGCAUCAUGCCCACUGGGCUGGGGACCAAAGGCAGAGCUUUCGGGACCCACCUGCCCCCCGCCGCUAGGGCGCAAGAGAGGCGGCAGAGAUGACAGCCUCCAUGCGACAAUCCCCGAAAAACCACCCCCCAACCCGCUGAGAAUGCUGAUCUUGAAAGCAGGCAGGCGAGCUGCCCCCACAGUCAGCUGGCGAGCACUCCCCGCUGCACGGAAGGAGACACCAGCUGCCGGAGCCACUGCUACAGAAUCAACGGGUCCGGGAUGGUCCGAGCUCAAACAAACAGCCAUUUCCAGGGCAGUCUCUGACGCCGACACGGAGGACAGAGUCUCCGACAGUGGCAGAACUGCUGGGGCAGCCGGUGCAAGCGGUGGGGGGGCUGGAGCCGGGGAGGAAAUCACGCUGUGUGUAGGAGCAGCCGCGGGCUGCUCCGAGAGUCCUGCAGGUUCAGCGCCGUCUCAGCACCAUCCUGAACAGGGACCGUCUCAGCUUGAGGCGGCGGGAAGGCCGGUGAAAGCGGUGGGGGGGGCCAAAGGGGCUGGAGAGAACUCCUCCUCUGCUGAGCCGGAAGCUGGAGACGCGUUGUUGUCGCCUAGCAACAGUGACUCAGCAGGCACAGGAAGCGCUGUUUCUGCGUUCUCAGAUGCAGGCGGGGAAGCCGGUGAAGCCGCGGGCGGGACUGCCUGGAGAGGCGGAGACGGGAUCGCCCGGAGAGGCGGCCGCGCCGGCGGGGCGGGCCGCAGGGCCUGGCAAGCGGGGGAGCCGCGGGGACCGGUGCCACCCCCAUCUCUGAGCGGGGCGGGGUCCGAGAGGCCGACUGUGGCAGGCCCGUCCACUCCCCUUCCCCCGUGCAUGUCCCGGAGAAAGAGUGAAAAAAACUUCUUCGCGUGGCGAAGUUUCACCCCCACCCCCCGCCGGGAAGCAGGGGGGGCUGGAAAGCAGAAUGUCGUCCCCCACUGGGUCUUCUCCCGCUGGGGAUGGGGGAAAAGGAGCCAGCCCAUAGCAGUUACAAAUCCAGGGAAAAACAGCUGCUUUCCGUUUCAAAACUGGGAAGAGCUUUCUAAAUGCUGGGUAGACAGGAGGGAAGUCGCAACCCUGACCCCAAACGAAUCAGAAAAUAAGAGUCCAUGCAUUCCCACACGAAAACAUCCAAGGCGUAUAGGACAUCAGUAAAGAAUCCAAAAAGCUUUGCCCAUUGAAAAAACUCAUAGAAAUCUGUUUUUGACAAAAAAAAAUCCGUCCUCUCUAUACCAUUUUUGCCAGAGGGCAAUAAGUUUUUCCUCUGAAGGAGAAAAAAGAACCUCUUCCUCCAAGGGGCGUGUCCCCCAUAUGAACAACCACAAACUACGAAUCCUCAGGGAUAGAAAAGCCAACAGUAUCUUUUGAAGCAGUCCAGCAAGCUCUGGCUCAUUCCACGGUUCUGCUGCUCUUUCUGAACAUCUUUCCUGAAGGUUUUCCAGAAGAAGGUCCACUUGUGGUCCGCCUUGGCUGUGAGCUCUGUCCAAAUCGGGAUCUUCAGUUCUUCAGCUCCUGGCUUGAAUCCACUUCUGUGGUCACUACAAAGCAACCAUCACAUGCUACACAUACAGGAUUUUACCCAGUGCAGAAAUUUGCUCGUCUAGUCUUAUCAAAUUAAUUUUUGCUCUGACACGAGGGGUCACCAGAUAUUACAGCGACCUGAUAAGGUCUCCAUGGUGAGAGAAGGAUGAGAAUCUUAGUUGAUGAUCAGAAGCCUGGAUUAAUUGAUAUAUGAUAUAUAAUACAUUAUAACUAUACUAAAAAGAAUAAGGAGAGAAGUUGCAGAGGCUGCUAACCUAAGAAUAGAAUAGAAAAGAUGAACAACAAAGUUCUGUGUCCAGGGAAUCCGUCCCCGAGCCUGGUCCCCAACUACAAGCACGGAACAUGAACCAAUCACAGAGGCACCCACUACACCCCACAGCAGCCGACAGCAACUGUCCACAUUCUUCCUCUGGGGCUCCAGACCCCCAGAAGACGAACAAAUCCCACAAAAGGACCUCUAUGAAAAAAUGUCUGCAACACUUCUGGACAUCUGCGGCCUUCUCACCUGUGAGGGCAGAGGCGAAGAUAGCACUGGAGAAGGUGUCCACCGAGACGUGGACAUAACACAAUCUACCGAAAGACGAGACUGCGUUACGUCCAUCUGCCACACCUCGCAGCUCACCAAACCUUGGGGAUUUGUCCCCGAGGAAAUGGUAGGCAUUUGAUCUUUUUGGCACUGGGGACAUGUGGCCACGAUCGCCUUAGCCUGUUCCUGGGUCAGGUGGAAUUGCCGGACCAGGCCAGGCGCGUUCUGGUGAAAAAGCUGGCUGAUCUUAGCCUGGCCGAACACGUCUGGGAGUGGGCCCACCGUGGCUGCAGCCGCGGCCAAAGAAUCGGCCUGACGGUUGCCCUCAGCGAUGAAUCCUGGCAGGUCAGUGUGUGACCUCAAGUGCAUAGAAAGGAUGCUCGCGGUGGGAGACCAAAUCAACGAGCCUUGUAAGUAAAUUAAAUAAUUUCUGAUUGGAGACCUCCUGCAGAACUGCUGAUUCUGCUCUGGACACUACACUGGCCACAUACGCAGAAUCUGUAACCAGAUUGAAAGGUCCUGGGAACCUCUGAAAUGCCCUGACGACUGCGUCCAACUCAGCGAUUUGUGGAGAACCCUCUACAACAGCAACUUCUGUCUCCCACCGCUGAGUCUGAGGAUCCUUCCAAGUCAUGACUGACUUGUGGGAUGCUCCAGACGCAUCUGUAAAAACAGUCACGGCAUCAAGAGGAAUCUUGCUUUGGACCUUCUUUAAGGAUAAUUUAAACUCCGAAUUGAAUAAUUUGUGGGCCGGCCAAUUAACUGCAAUACGCCCAGUGUAGCCGUCCAACGCAAACUAAAGGUUCUCAUUAGUUUGCAGCAGUUCAUUGAAGAUCUUCAUUUUUAGGUGGCCCAACUCCAAUUCAAGUGGUAUGUGUAUGCACUCAAAGUCACAUCCUGCCAGCUCCCUGAUCCGUGAUCUCGCCUUGCGGAUCAGUUUGGCAACCAGCUCCAGUGGCCUUGUCAUUCUUUUGGACCGGUGGUGACUCAGAAAGACCCACUCUAUGAUUAAGAGUUUGUCUCCCAAGCCUUGGUCUGUUGGGGAGGAUGAAACAAGAAAGCCUUUUAAAUAUGACUGCCUGGCAGAAGAUUUUGAGACUAUAGAAACUAUAUGUGAGAUUGAAAUGAAAGCAACCUUUGAGAUACCUUAGUUGUGACCAGUUGAAUGUAAUCCCCCCUGGAGGAAACAAUUCCCUCUGCAAGCAGGCAGGCCUAAGAGUCAGAGCAGGCUUUGCAGCUUGGCAGAUGGGGCCCAAAGAAUAAGAUUUAGGGUUUAACAUGUAAACACAGUAUGGUAAUGUAGUGAUUCUUAUAGGUUGUGUGGAAAUGUUAUAAGAUAUGCAUGCUGUAGUAGAUUGGUUAAUGAGAACCUGCAUAUUCACCACUGAAGAUGAUUUACUGUGUUGUAACGGGAGCUUCGCUCUUUUUUUGCUCUCUCUUUUUCCUCUCUUUUCGCUUGCUCUCCGCGCUCUCUUAUCUCUUGUCUCCCUUAUCUCUUUGCCCGCUCUCGCGCUCUUCUUCGUGCCCUUUUCUCUCUUUGUCUCUUUGUCUUCCCUCUGCACUUCUUCACCCCUCCUUUCUACAUGCUCUCCACUCUUAAACCUUUGCCGUUGACUCUCUUACACUUUAAGCCUCUCCUCUCUGGGCCCUGCUUUGAGCUGCGGCUGGUAGCUCGCAACAGGGCCCUUCACCCAUGCCCUUUGUAAUAAUCCAAUAGUUUCAUGACUUGGCUUCAAAGAGAUCUCAUCACCAUCCGUCCCUACCGUGCGUGACCCCCAUCACCUACGUUGGUCCUUCAGGGUCUUGUCCCACUGGUGGAUUAUGCCAUGGAGGUGCGGCAACUUUCCCAGUAUAAUAAAUUUGAACGGCAGGCCCGGAUGGUAGCAGUGGGCCUGCCUGGCCGAAAUAGCUUUUUGAAUUUUCUCCAAUGCUACCUGAGCCUCCGGGGUGAGAGCCCUAGGGGAACUAAGCCCCUCUCCCCCUUUCAGUAAAUUGAAAAGGGGGGCCAGGUCUUUGGUGGGAAUGCCCAGCCAGGGUCUCACCCAAUUUAAAGACCCACACAGUUGAUGGACACCCGCUAGGGUCUGGACUUCAGUCCAUAUUGCCAAUUUUUGCGGCACAAUGGUCCGCUUGGAAAUCUCAAGAUCCAGAUACCUCCAAGGUGGCAUCCUUUGAAUUUUGUCUUGCUGGAGCUUGAACCCUGCAGCAACCAACGCAUUGGUAGUCAGGUCAAGCACAUGGGCAAGUAGAUCAUUGUCGGGUGCACACACGAGGAUGUCGUCCAUAUAAUGAUGGAUGAUGACGGCAUCCCUGAGGGCUGUAUGUACUGGGGACAGCAGAGAAGUGACAUACCACUGGCAGAUCACAGGCGAGUUCUUCAUUCCUUGUGGAAGGACCCACCAGUGGUAGCGCUUGUCUGGGGCCUCACGGUUAAUGGCGGGAACCGUGAACACGAAACGCGGGGCAUCAUGAGGGUGCAGAGGAAUUUGAAAGAAACAAUCUUUGAUUUAUACAAUGGCCAAAUUCCAAUUUUGGGGGAGCAUUGCUGGGGAGGGCAUCCCUGGUUGGAGAGACCCCAUAUCUACAAUUCUUUCAUUAAUUUGGCGGAGGUCGGUCAGGAGCCGCCACUUGUCCUUAUUGUGCUUCUUAAUGACAAAUACUGGGGAGUUCCACGGUGACAUGGUCUCCUUGAUAUUGCCCUUAAGCAACUGCUCCUGAACGAGCUCAUUGAGCGCCUUUAAUUUUUGUUUAUUAAGUGGCCACUGCAAGACCCGUACUGGUUUAUCUGACCGCCAUUCCAGCUUCCAGUUCAGGCGCUCCUCAGUGGCCACUGCCCAAAAAACCUGGGGAGCCUUUGGUAGGUCAAUUUUGGCUCCCCACUGGGCUAAAAGGUCUCUCCCCCAGAGAGGCUCGGUGUAGUCCAAUAUGAACAGGCGUACAGAAGCCAAUUGCCCAUCUGGUCCCAUAAUUUGCACAAUGCUCUUGGACUGCUUUGCCAAUUGGAGCCCUCCUACACCUUGAAUCGUUCCUGCCGCGUUUUGCAGGCCCCAACGUUGAGAGGGAAUGAUCGUCACAUCCGCCCCCGUGUCCAAAAGACCCCUUACGAUCUUACGAUCCCCGCCCAACGAGAGCUGACGUGUUAGGCAGGGUUUCUCCCUCCCCACUACUUGUACCCAGACCACUGUAGGAGGUGAUGUGUCCUUAGAUGUUUCCGUCCAGUGUGUCUUCACCGGCACUGGGAUGGCCUGGACGAUGAUCUGACCCUUAGGGAGGAAGAGUGGGGGUCGGACACAGUACAGCCCUACCGCGAAACUGUCCCGGUCCGUAGUGACCAACCCCAGGACAAUGUAAAGGUCUCGCGGCGUGUGCUUUGUGUCUCCGACAAUGGUCUACCUGCAACGUCCUAACUUCCUCCAGCAACUGGGAUGUUGAAGGUCGGGAGACACCAGCUGAAAGUCACUGUUAGGGAGAUGAACUUCCCUAGUUAGCUGCAGCCUAUAAGGGGAAGCAGAGGACAAAGCAGUUAGAGCAGGUUGAAGCUGUGUUUCACAGGUGCUGAAAGUCGUGUCAGGUUUUAGAUAUGUCAAGUCCGGUAGCAUGGAUGGCGGGCUCCCCUUUUCUCCUCCCUCCCCGCUAGAUGUUACUUGUCCCACCUCAUUUUUGUCUUGGCGCGGGGAGCGGCUGCCCUCUUGAGUUAGUUUUUUGGCUCCCUUUCUUUCUCUUCUCUUCUCUCCUCCUCCUAUACUCCAGAUAAUCUUGUCUCAUGGGGCACUGGGGCAUCCAGUGCCCCACUUUGCCACAGAGGUGGCAGGGGUGAGUCGCCGCCGUCCUUCUCCCGGACCCCAGUGUCAUUGGUCCGGUGGCGGCGGCAGCUUCGGCGUCUAUGGCCUCUUGCAUCGGGUAUUCCGUGAAGGCUGCAGAGGCUCUUUUGGGGUGCGCUCUCUGAUCUUGUAGAGGAACCUCCCCAGCGCAUACUAUGAUCAUCUGUUCCACGGUAGGUCGGGGGUUUCGAGGGAGAGAUCAGAUGGCCCUCCUGCACGCUAUGUUGGCGUUGUAAUAGGCCAUCUGCCUUAACAUCUCCUCUCUCUCCCUCUCCCCCAGAACCUGCGCCUCCACGAAUCGGUACAGUCUUUCCAUAAACGCCAGGUAAGGUUCCUGCGCGCCCUGCCUUAUUUCCUCUUCUUCCAGUUGUGAGGUUGUGGUGGCUAGUUUACAAAAGGCACGCCCCGCAGCCUUCCCCGUUUCUAUAAGUUGUUCAGUGAACAUAGCCUUUGCCUGAGCUACCCCGCUUGCCCACUGCCCAGUGCCCACAAGAUGGUCCUCCAAAAUUACCAAGCAGUCCGUAUCAUGCGUCAUGGAGGGAUUCCCCCAAAGCAUUGGGAGAACCUCCACAACCUCCCUCCUCCAUUCUCCCGCCCAGACCCUGAAUUCCACAGGCCCUAAAAGGCUAGAGAAGAGAGCCCUCAGGUCCGCGGGCACCAGAUCUCCCUGCGCAAGGACCGGGCGAAGGAGCCCCCGGAAAUACUCAGAUUCCCGGGAAUACUCCCUCUGGGCCUUGCACAGUUCCUUGAUCCGGGCCUGGGCUAGAGGCGCCCAUUGGGCCUGAGCACUCCCCUCCCCACUGAGGCGGUAUGUAACUGGAGCGGCUUCCAAUAUAGGCACCUGUCCCGGCUUCCGGUCAUCCACCCCCCUACCCCCGGAACACAAAGCAUGGCAACCGGGAGAGCGUGGGAACUGGAAUUGGAGGAGGUAGAGGCGGGGCUUGGUUUGUGGGCUGAGCAAUGGCAGGGGCGUGGUGACUCUGUUUUCUCCGCCUCCAAGGCGGAGUUAGGAGGCAGAGCGGAAUAAAGAGGAGGGAUUUGGGAGGGGCCCAUAGGGGGUGGAACCAUGGGCGGAGCAAGGGGAAGAGCUGAGGGAGGAACCAAGGGUGGAACCAGGGGCAGAGAAACCGAGUAAUGGGACGGGUCAAGGGAGAGGAAAGGGUUGGACUUGGGAAGAAAGGGAUUCUGGGAAGAAGAAGGGGUAAGGGGGGGAAAAAUCAUAUGGCCAUAUCCAUUUUGGGCUCCCUGGGAGCCAUCUUAGGAAUUUUCAAUAAAUGAACAAUUUUGGGGACCGAAACUGGGGACUUGGGGACAGGGACAAAGGGAUCAGGAAGGGAACUCUAGAGAGCUUGGCCAGGGCUCUUUGGAGGGAGUGGCUGAGCCGGUCGCGAGGGAGCAGGGGCAGGGUGGACCCCCUGCUUCUUGGUGGCCCUAAGGAUCCCCCGAGAGGGCGGAGAGGAACGAGGGGUAGGGACAUGAGAACUGGGAGAACUGGGGAACAAACUCGAUCGAGAAGGACUUUUUCUUAAAUCCCCGGCCGGGUGUCGCGAAGUUAAUACCUUGCUAGCCCAAAAUGCCACGUUUGAUAACUGAGUUUCCCCAGAGUUAACUUCUUGAUCUAAUUUGGCCACAACGGCUGCCCAAAAACGUGGCUCUUUUGCAAUUUCCGGGGAAACUUCGGGGAAAUGAGAAAAAACCCAUUUGAUUAACAUUUUUAACUCUCUCUUGGGGGCAGCAAACCCUCCCCCAAGCAGCACACCUUUAACAACAUAAUAGACUCCUUUUUGAGUUUUGCUCAAGCCAGCACCCAUGGUACCCAUAAGGUGAGCUAGACAACCCAACUUAAAGGGAGCAAAACUCUCGGUGUUACACCACCCACCCAAGGAAAAAUGAAAACUAAAACACUGAGAUGCACGCCGCCGGCCCCUGCUCCACCCACUGUCCCCAAGUCUGGGGAAGCAGACCCCAUAGGAAAGGGAAAACAAAAAACGAUAGGGGUGAGGACUGUGCCCCAAGGAAGUGCCUAGGGAUCAGCCCUCAAAGGAGAAAGGGUAGGGAGUGGUCCCCAAAGCAGGGCAUGGACUCCUAGGGAGGAUUAAAAAGACAGGGGGGAAGCCACUAAGUCUGGGGCUUACCUGGUCCGGUGGUGGCACAAACAAAAACCUGGCCGGUGGUUCUCAUCCCAGAAGUCCUCCUCAGGUGCGGGGAGUUGUGACUUCUGAUCCCCCGGGAGCACUACCCCUAGAACAGGGUCUGCUACUACUGGGGGUAGUUCAGCGGCCAGUAGAAUUAUAAAAUCCUGUCCGCGGGGUCCAGUGGUCUGGCGUCCACUUGGCCAGUUGUCCACUCAGGGCCCCACGUUGGGUGCCAAACUGCGGCGAGGCGUACGUGGCCCAAAGGGUCAGUGUCCGGCUAGCAGAGGGUUAUGGGCUGACACCCAGCUGCAAUUCCCUGCCAGCACCCCUCGGCAUCGGAUGGCCUUGGGUGGUGCUGGCUGCGGACAGGCUCUCACUGCGGAAGUGGACGAGGAAAGGAGCUGGACACUCACUGGGGGUGAAGUCAGGUUUAUUGAAAACAAUAAAGACACCAUCCAGGGAGUGACCCCGAAAUGGGGGUGAAACAGGGUUAUAAAGUGGGAGGGUGUACAAAGGAGGGGUUUACAGGGAACCAAUGGGGAAGGGUGAAGGGAUGAACUUAACUGACAUAAAGGGGAACCCAAUAAAUACAAAGUAAAGGAGGGGCCCCAGGACCACAGCCAACCACAACCCCCAGAGGGAAGAAGAUUCUGGAAAGCUAGGAGGAGUGGGGGGUGAUUGACUGGGCCCAGGGAGGAGGAAAA
Messenger RNA from Zonotrichia albicollis (white-throated sparrow), 11127 nucleotides. The record is from RefSeq and is a predicted model, not a curated record. NCBI's taxonomy places the organism in Eukaryota, Metazoa, Chordata, Aves, Passeriformes, Passerellidae.